Xenopus laevis (African clawed frog) is the source of this 587-nucleotide messenger RNA. Its product is annotated as calcium-independent protein kinase C-like. Lineage: Eukaryota; Metazoa; Chordata; Amphibia; Anura; Pipidae. Bases 176 to 400 code for a protein of 74 amino acids. The record is from RefSeq and is a predicted model, not a curated record. The transcript is spliced from 2 exons.
UACAGGUAGAAUGAGAAACUAUUUGGUACUGGCUUGUGGGGGAGUAGCACAAAAGUGGCCUAUGGUGACAAAGGUAAAUCCAACGAUGGAUCAUAAAAGUGGACUUCUAACAUUUUAUUUCUUAUUCUGCCUUUUUUAGGUAUGGUUGGUAUCUUUUCCUAACAGGAGCCAACAUAUGGCCAUCAAAGUCAUCAAGAAGAGAGACAAGACCAACAUGUCCGACAUCAUCACUGAGGCCCGGGUACUGAAGACGGCUGCUGGAUGCCCCUACCUUUGCCAAGGUCAUGGAUCAUUCCAAACACAGCGGCAUGCUCUGCUCGCUAUGGAGUAUGUCAGUGGAGGGACCCUAAGAAAUGUCAUCAAGAAUGCCGGCCAGCUGGAGAAGGACUUAGUAACGUAAGUGACUUUAUGUGUUUGUAAUGGGGUAACAGAGCAGGAGCUGGCCUAGAGUACAUGCAGAAGGAAGGAUGGAAAGAGGUCAGCAUUCGGAAUCUUCACCCAACUGAUUUUCAUCUUUUGUUUUUGUAAAGGAAAUCAGCUAGGGAAUCUAUGUAUGUAAUAUAUCUGUAAUGGUACAACAAAUAAUA